Messenger RNA from Coregonus sp. 'balchen', 1835 nucleotides. NCBI's taxonomy places the organism in Eukaryota, Metazoa, Chordata, Actinopteri, Salmoniformes, Salmonidae. The record is from the annotation of a GenBank genome assembly.
UUCUGGGAGGUGAUCAGUGAUGAGCAUGGCAUUGACCCCACUGGAAGUUACCACGGGGACAGUGAUCUUCAGCUGGAAAGAAUUAAUGUGUACUACAAUGAAGCUUCAGGUGAGUUAAGUUGUGUGAUGUCCUGAGCCACAAUGGUCUGGUAAAUCUGGCAAUUGUCCAAUUCGGGCUAAACACUACAAAACCAAAAAUGGUUCUCCUAGUUAACAUUAUUAGCCCUGUACGAUUGUUUUGAAAGGAUUUGAAUUUCUUGUAAGUGCUAUUUUUGACUUUUCAGGUGGAAAGUAUGUGCCACGUGCAGUACUUGUGGACUUGGAGCCUGGGACCAUGGACUCCGUGAGGUCUGGACCAUUCGGUCAAAUCUUCAGGCCUGACAACUUUGUCUUCGGUAAGAAACUGUCUUGGUCGUUUGACCAUAAAUUAACUUGGAAGUGGUCUAUGGGCCAGGAUUAGUUGCAUGUUACUACAAUAAACCUUCAUUACUUGACUACAGGCACCACAGGCAAACCGUUGGCAUUGGUUACUCAAAACAAAGGGUUGCCAUGUCACUUAAUUAGCUUUGUCAUCUCCUGCUUUAGUGUUUGCAUAAUCAGUCACUAGGGCCCAGUUUCAUCUCAUGUUAUCUUUACAUUAUACUUCUGUCCAUUACAGGUCAGAGUGGAGCAGGUAACAACUGGGCCAAGGGCCACUACACCGAGGGUGCAGAGCUGGUUGACUCCGUCUUGGAUGUGGUGAGGAAGGAGGCUGAGAGCUGUGACUGCCUGCAGGGCUUCCAGCUCACCCACUCCCUGGGAGGUGGAACCGGCUCUGGCAUGGGCACCCUGCUCAUCAGCAAGAUCCGUGAGGAGUACCCCGACCGCAUCAUGAACACUUUCAGCGUGGUGCCCUCCCCUAAAGUGUCAGACACUGUGGUCGAGCCCUACAAUGCCACCCUCUCAGUCCACCAGCUGGUAGAGAACACAGACGAGACCUACUGUAUCGACAACGAGGCGCUCUACGACAUCUGCUUCCGUACCCUCAAACUCACCACGCCCACCUACGGAGACCUCAACCACCUGGUGUCUGCGACCAUGAGCGGGGUCACCACCUGCCUUCGCUUCCCCGGCCAGCUCAACGCUGACCUGCGCAAACUGGCAGUCAACAUGGUGCCCUUCCCCCGUCUCCACUUCUUCAUGCCCGGCUUUGCCCCCCUCACCAGCAGGGGCAGCCAGCAGUACAGAGCCCUGACAGUUCCAGAGCUCACUCAGCAGAUGUUUGACUCGAAGAACAUGAUGGCCGCCUGCGACCCUCGUCACGGCCGUUACCUCACGGUGGCUGCAGUCUUCCGCGGGCGCAUGUCCAUGAAGGAGGUGGACGAGCAAAUGCUGAACGUACAGAACAAGAACAGCAGCUACUUCGUUGAAUGGAUCCCCAACAACGUCAAGACUGCAGUCUGUGACAUUCCUCCCCGAGGCCUCAAGAUGGCUGCCACCUUCAUUGGAAACAGCACUGCCAUCCAGGAGCUGUUCAAGCGCAUCUCUGAGCAGUUCACAGCUAUGUUCCGCCGUAAGGCUUUCCUCCAUUGGUACACAGGAGAGGGCAUGGACGAGAUGGAGUUCACUGAGGCAGAGAGCAACAUGAACGACCUGGUGUCUGAGUACCAGCAGUACCAAGAUGCCACUGCAGAGGAGGAGGGCGAGUUUGAAGAGGAGGAGGGUGAAGAGGAGUUGGCUUAAAUCGUCAGUUUUCUUUCCUUGUGAAACAUCUGACUGGUGUUGCUUUUUCACUUUUCAUGUUUCCUGUAUCUGGCAACCUUUGGCUGUACUUUAUUUUUUAUUAUACCCGCAAU